GUUCAUAACCGCCUGGAAGACUUGAUAACUAGCUUACGGACAACACAGGCAGCUGCAGAGGACCACCACCAUCAACAGAUGCAAAAACAGAAUGUGCUGACUAUGACAUCAAAGGACUUGCACAGCAUGUGGGAAGAGCAAUUGAAGUCAAGAUCCCACCUUGAAGAGCGUGUUGCUCAGCUUGACAGGGAAAAGGCUGAACUCUUGGAACAGUGUGAGAGUGAAAGAAAGAAAGUGAAGAAGCUGGUAGAGUUGAAACGCCCAGUCGAACUGCGUCUGGACCAAGAAAUGAAAAGAAACAUUGAAUUGCAGAAAGACUGUAAGAGGUUGAAGAGGCUUCUGAGCAGAGCUAUGAAGAAACUACGUGUGUAUGAGGAGAAAGAGAGAGAGUCCCAGCUUAAUUUGCAGGGAGAAAUGAAGAACAGAUUUUCUGAAAUGGUCAAUGAAGUUGGUAGAUUGAGAACAAAGAUUGGUGAACUUUCCCAGCAGCUGGAGAUAGAGUCUAAAAAAUGCACACAGCUAGAAGCACAAAAUCAGGAUUUGCGAGAAGAGUUGUCCACCGUGCGUGGGAACCAUGAAAAACUGGAGAAGAGCAAAUGCCAGCUGAAAGAAGAGGUGGCUAACCUCAAACAUCGUUUAGAGACAAGCAUGGUGGAUCACAGCCAAAUAGAACAAUAUAAAAGAGAGAUGGAAGAACGAGCUGGACAAGAAAUAACGCAAAAACUACAGGAAGUCAAUCUAUUUUUGCAGACACAGGCAGCCUCCCAGGAGAGAUUAGAGCAAAUCAGAGCCAGUCAUCAUGCUUCCCUGAGAAACCAGCUAAAACACAGAAUUAGAGAUCUUGAAUGUGAAUUGGACAGGAUAAAAAAUACUCAACAAGACAAUGUUUUUCAAAAAGAAUCCACGCAGGCAGAAGUGGAAAGGUACAAAGAGCUCUAUCUGGAGGAAGUAAAAAUAAGAAGAUGUCUAGCAAAUAAACUGGAAAGAGCUAAUGAGAGACUAGCAGAAGCCAACGCUAAGCUCCUUCAGGAGCGCCAUAGAAGCAAGUCUUUAAUCGCAAGCAGCAUGGUCAGUGGAGGUCUGGCUUCAAGUCCAGUUCUGUAUUCAACUGAACUGGGACAUCUUGGCAACAAUUUGGCACUGAACAGAAGUCUGAGUCUAGGAGGAAGCUUCCUAAGCCCAACUGGGAACACGUUAUCAUCAAGAAACAGGGUUGAAGCCUAUGUGGCUAAGGUACGGCGGGAACUGGAUGAAAAAAUCACUAAAGAACUUGAACAGGCCACUGCUGAACUUGAAAUUGGAUCUGCUGGAGCUUCUCCCAUGGUAUCUACUGAUGGAUCUUCAAAAAAUUUCCAUGUUGACCAGGAUCCCCUUUGCAGGGCAAUACAGGACUACCGUGACGUUUUAACCAAAAAUUAUCUGAUUUGAACAAAAUGCUAGGGAAAGGCUCUGGAAAUAAUUUUGUUUACACAGUGCACCUGUGGUUUCCCAUCUCACAGUUCAGAUGUGAAAGCCUGUUUAUUGCUGUAUGAAUAUAAAUUCUAAGUCUAUUAAAUGGAUGUCAAGCACAUUACACUUAUUUGUUGGUUUAUUGAUGCAUAGUUGUUUUAUUUUGCACCUGCAAUAAGAACCAUGUCUGUUUUUUCUGACUAGCAGAUUGACUAAUCUUGAUUCUUGAGUUUGACAGAACUGUUAAAAUGUUUCUUAUUCAGUUAGAUGCAUUAUUUUGCUCCACUCAUGAUCUGUGUUUUAACAAAAGCAUUCCCUUUGUCCU
Molecule: messenger RNA, 1774 nt
Organism: Antrostomus carolinensis (chuck-will's-widow)
Lineage: Eukaryota; Metazoa; Chordata; Aves; Caprimulgiformes; Caprimulgidae
Product: ankyrin repeat domain-containing protein 26-like
Exons: 9
Source: RefSeq, a predicted model, not a curated record